Molecule: messenger RNA, 2187 nt
Organism: Rotaria sp. Silwood1
Lineage: Eukaryota; Metazoa; Rotifera; Eurotatoria; Philodinida; Philodinidae
Source: the annotation of a GenBank genome assembly
AUGCUUAUUGUUGUUACCCGUCAUAUCAUUGUUACUAUUGAUUUAAUUCUCUUUAUCAUCGUCACAUUUGCUAAAAUUGAAAAUUUGAAAUAUACAAACGAAUUUGUUUUACAUGUUAAUGAAGGUGAACAAGCAGCUCGAUCAUUAGCUGAAAAAUAUCACUUAAAAUUUGAACGACAAGCUAUACCAAAUCAAAAUUAUUUUGUAUUUCGUCAAAUAAUAACAACUCGACGACGAAAACGUUCAUUGGAUGGAUCUGAUAAUGAUCUACUUAAUGAACUUAAACAUGAUCCAUUAAUUGAUUGGGUUGAACAACAACAAGUUAAAAUACGUGUUAAACGUAAUAUUAUGUUUUAUCAUCCAAUUAAAUCAUCUUUACCUUCAAGAUUUAAUGAUCCAGAAUGGGAUAAACAAUGGUAUAUGCAUGAUGAAAAUGAACAUGGCCGAGCAAUGAAUAUAUCAGGUGCAUGGCGUCUUGGUUUUACUGGUAAAAAUGUUGUUGUAACAAUACUUGACGAUGGUAUUGAGAAAGAUCAUCCAGAUUUAAUACAAAAUUAUGAACCACAAGCAAGUACAGAUAUCAAUGGUUAUGACAAUGAUCCACAACCACGUUAUGAUCCAACAAAUGAAAACAAUUAUGAUAUCAAUGGAAAUGACAGCGAUCCACAACCCCGAAUGACAGCGACUAAUGAUAAUAAACAUGGAACAAGAUGUGCUGGUGAAGUUGCUGCUGCAGCAAAUAAUAAUAUAUGUAAUGUUGGCGUAGCAUAUAAUGCACGUAUUGGAGGUAUUCGUUUAUUAGAUGGAGAAGUAACUGAUUUAGUUGAAUCUAUGGCAUUAAGUUUUCGUCCGGAUUUUAUUGAUAUUUAUUCAGCUAGUUGGGGACCGGAUGAUGAUGGAAAAACUGUUGAUGGACCAGCUACAUUAGCACAAGCAGCAUUUGAAAAUGGCAUUAAAUAUGGUCGUCAAGGUCUUGGUUCUAUUUAUGUUUGGGCAUCCGGAAAUGGUGGAAAAGAUGAUGAUAAUUGUAAUUGUGAUGGUUAUACAAAUUCAAUAUAUACAGUAUCAAUAUCAAGUGCAACUGAAAAUGGUAAUAUACCAUGGUAUUCCGAAUCGUGUUCAUCAACAUUAGCAACAACAUAUAGUAGUGGUGCAUCAGAUGAAAAACAAGUUGUUUCAACUGAUCUUCGAAGUCAAUGUACAGAAAAUCAUACAGGAACAUCAGCUUCAGCUCCAAUGGCUGCUGGUAUAAUUGCAUUAGCACUUGAAGCUAAUCGUAAUUUAACAUGGCGUGAUAUUCAACAUUUAAUUGUUGAAACAGCUAAACCAAAAUAUUUAAAUGCAUUAGAUUGGAAAACAAAUGGUGUUGGAAAACGUGUUAGUCAUGCAUUUGGUUUUGGCAUGAUGGAUGCUGCUCAAUUAGUUUUAAAAGCUCAAAAAUGGAGAACAGUCCCUUCUCAACGUAUUUGUCAUCAAAAUGAUCCAAAUAUAAUUGCAAAAACAUUUAAAAGAUAUGAACGUGUUGUUAUUCAAAUGUAUGCUGAUGCUUGUAUCAAUACAGAAAAUGAAAUUAAUUUUCUUGAACAUGUACAAUCAAAAAUAUCUGUUAAAGUUAAAUAUCGUGGAAAUUUACAAAUAUUUUUAACUUCACCAAUGGGUACAAAUUCAACAUUACUUGGACGAAGAGUUGAAGAUGAUUCUAUUGAUGGAUUUAAUAAUUGGCCUUUUAUGACAGUGCAUAAUUGGGGAGAAUCACCACAUGGGCUUUGGACUUUAGAAAUUGUUGAUGUCGAAAAUAAUGUUAUUUUUCUCAAUUGGUCUUUAGUUUUUUAUGGUACACAAAUAAAUCCUUCUCAUCAAUUACCCACAACAACAACAUCUCCAAAAUUCGUCUCUACAAAUAUUCAUCUUUAUCCAUCUGAUGAACUCAAUAAUAAUCUUGUUCGUUCACAUUCGUCAAAUCUUCAUAACUCUUUUCAUACUCGACAUCGUGAAAAAAAUCGUAAAAAUAAACAACAAAAUAAUUAUUAUAUAAAACAUCAUUUUUAUCCAUAUAAUCCACCAUCAUCAUCUCCAACACCACCAAUUAUUGAUGAUUUUUAUCAAAUUGAAAUGUCAAAUACCUAUCGAAUGAAACCAUAUGUGGCAUUUAUUUUAAUUUUAAUUUUAAUUCUUAAUCAUGUUUAA